UGUAAUCAGCCAUAGUCACCUCCUGAAGGGCACUUCACCGCCUUCUUAGAACGAGAGCUACUAGUUUCUUUCUGUAUUUCACUAGAAUGAGGAGUGUAAAGAAGACAUACAUUUCACUCUUUCUCACCUUGGUGCAUGUUUGUCUAGCAAUACAAGCGGACUAUGCUCCUUAUUUUUUUGACAAUGGACCCAGCAGUGACACGGGCAACAUGGCUUUAUUCAGCCUUUCUGAGGACACGCCCGUUGGGACCCAAAUAUAUAUUCUCAAUGGGACAGAUCCAGAACAGGACCUGGUAACAUUUGGUUUGGCUUUUGAAGCAGGAUCAAAAGAGUACUUUAAAGUGGAUCCGAAAUCUGGAAAUGUAACUCUGAUUGAAGAACUUGACAGAGAAAAAGAAGAUGAAAUUGAAGUUCUUGUUAGUAUUUCUGAUGGCCUUAAUAAAGUGGUUGAAAAGGUGCGGGUGUUGGUAACCGAUGCCAAUGAUGAAAGCCCAGAGUUUGGAAACAUGUCUUUUAUUGUAAAUGUCCCAGAGGACACACCCUCAGGUGGCAGUAUUUUUAAAGUACAGGCUGUGGAUAAAGACACUGGUUCAGGUGGCAGUGUCACCUAUUACCUUCAGAACUCCCGGAUGACCAAGUUUGCCAUAGACAGGCACAGCGGGGUCCUUCGCAUUAAACCUGGAGAAGCUCUUGAUUACGAGAAGUCAAGGACACAUUUCAUCACGGUUGUAGCAAAGGAUGGUGGCGGAAAAUACAAGGGAAAAUACCAGGUGCUGUCAUCUUCAGCCACAGUGACCAUCAAUGUGAUAGAUGUUCAGGACACCCCUCCUUCCUUUGUUGGCACGCCCUAUUAUGCAUAUGUUUAUGAAGACACCGUACUGGGAUCUGAAAUAUUUACUGUUGUUGCCCAUGAUGGAGACAGAGGGAACCCUAAUGCUAUCCAUUAUUCCAUCAUAAAUGGAAGUGAUGGUUUUUUUGCCAUAAACAAUACAAGUGGAUCAAUCAGUCUUCUUGACUAUCCUGUCCAUCUUAAAAAGGAGGUGUAUGAACUUAGAAUCCAGGCCUCAGAAGUAAGUGAAGAGGGCAAUGUGGUGGCCCACGUGACUUCGACUGUGACAAUCCGAGUUGUGGACCUCAACAACCAUCCUCCUACAUUCUAUGGCGAAAAUGGACCUCAGAGUACAUUCGAACUGACAAUGUACGAACACCCUCCAGAGGGCGAGAUUCUGCGAGGAUUGAAGAUAACAGUCAAUGACUCCGAUCAGGGAGCCAAUGCAAAGUUCAACCUGAGGCUGGUGGGCCCGGGUCGCGUGCUCAGAGUGGUCCCUCAGACGGUGCUGAAUGAAGCACAGGUGACCAUCAUUGUGGAAAACUCUGCUGCAAUAGACUAUGAAAAGUACCAGUCCUUAACAUUCAAGCUCCUUGCUGUUGAAAUCGACACACCUGAGAAAUUCAGCUCAACUGCUGACAUUGUGAUUCAUCUCCUGGAUACUAAUGAUAAUAUUCCCAAAUUCUCUUCGGACUACUACAUCGCCAGAAUCCCAGAAAACUCCCCUGGAGGCUCCAACGUGGUCUCUGUAACGGCAACAGAUCCAGAUUCUGGUCUUUGGGGUGAGGUCAAGUACUCUAUCUAUGGAACGGGCUCAGAUUUGUUCCUCAUUCAUCCCACGACGGGAAUCAUCUACACUCAGCCAUGGGCUACUCUCGACGCAGAGGAGAAAUCAAAGUACAACUUCUAUGUGAAGGCGGAGGACACUGAGGGCAAGUACAGCCUGGCUGAGGUCUUCGUUACCAUCCUGGAUAUGAAUGACCACCCCCCCGAAUUCAACGAAAACUUUCUUGAAAAGACUAUGGUCAUCGGUGCACCCGUGAAAAUAGAGGCAAUAGACGAUGAUGCGGAGGAGCCCAAUAAUGUGAUUGAGUAUUCCAUCACGCAAGGAGAUCCAGAUAAUAUUUUUGACAUAAACACAGAGACUGGGGAGAUCAAGCUUAAGUCUUACAUUAAGUCAAUGGACAUAGUGCAGAACAUCACGAAGCAGAGGGACUGCAAAUGGUCAGUGGUGGUCCAGGCUAAAGACAGAGGCUCCCCUUCUUUCAGCACCACUGCAGUGGUGAAAAUCGACAUCACUGAAGCGACUCAACUCAAGGGGCCUAUGGCGGCCUUUUUAAUGCAAAGUAGGGACAACCCAAUGAAAGCCCUAGGUGUGCUCGCUGGUGUCAUUUGCGUUAUGGUAAUCGUAACGGUCUUGAUCUCCACGGCUAUGUUCUUGCGCAACAAAACGUCCAACAGGAUCACGCCGGCCCGCCGCAUCAUCAAGAAGAGGCCCAAAAAGCAUCCGCUGCGGACUCUGCACCGUGGCUGGUUCCCGUUCGGUCGCCGUGGCAACUCCUCUGAGAGGUUCACCGUUGAGGACCCAGGAAGUGGCGACGAGAAUCUGAAUAGCAACAACAACAUCAAGAUGCCGCCACCGCCUCCCAGCGCCCCUGCUUUGCCCCCACCCCCCCAGUACAUUCCCAGGCCCGACAAGAAAGUGUGGACUGUGCCAACGGUGUCCGGAUCACUGGUGUCCACAUCUGCCAAAACACCCGUCAGUAACAAAGAUGUCAGCUCGGCACUGGUGUCUGAGCUAAAGAUGAAGCUGGAGAAAAAGAUGAUAGAGAACAGUGCAACCCGCUAUUGAGUUAUUUUUGUUUUCAUUGUUAAAUGUUGGAUUUAAUCCUUGAUAGCUCAUAUGUCAGUAUUUGACUGUGAUGAUAUAUUACUGUUCCUGAUAGUCACAUGUCUUAUGAAAAAUAAUACACCUGAUCAGGAAGAACUGGAUGGGAUAAAAUGACAUUAUUGUUCGUUCUAUUGUGAUAACUUUAUGAGGAGUGUUUGCAUUGAAUAUUCUGGGACAAAAGGAGAUUGAAUAAUGUAAGUUAAACACAUUGAAAAUUGUUCAGUGAAUGGAAAUAUCAUACAGUAUGGGUUCAACUCUUUUUGAGUUGAGUUUUGUUUUGUUGAAGAAUGUCUGUUUCACCAUAAGAUUGAUUAGCCUUAUGUUAAGACAACACCAUAGAACUGUAAUUUGCUGUUGUCAUCUAACCAUACGUGAACACUGCACCUGCUCCUAGGAGACAGAUACUGUAAAUGGACUUUCUCCAACAAAGGAAAAUUAAUCACUGAUUAAGUGGGAGAACAUAUUUCUAAAUACAUUUGUAUAGGUAGAUGUGAAAGCAAUUUAGGGAAAUUAGUACAAUAUAAGUUUAAUUAAACAGUGCAAAGUCAAACGUGUUCAGGAGAAAAGGCUAGGAAAUCAUUUAUUAUAGCAUCAACAGGCUUACACACCUUUGUCCCUAAAUGUUCUUGUCCCUAAAUGAAUUAUUUCUUUCCCAGGGCACAAAGACAUUAUUCAUUUGGAUCAAUUUCAUUAAUUUAAUCAGGAAAACGUAUUAAUUCAGAGCUCUGAUGGAAAGAUGUACUGUAGAUGCGAAUGCUCAAAGUAAAGUUUGACAACCACAUUCUUUAAGGAUUCUGAAAAGUUGAACAGAAUUUUAUUUAAUUCAGGAAUCACAUUGGCAAAGUACUCAGAAAUUCCUUGAGAAAAUUGACACAUGCUUACAUUUUGUUGAUUUAGUCACUCCAAAACACUGAAUUUCUUCAUUUCAUCUUUUAAAUAGAAUGUGUGAAGCAGCUGUACACUAAUUGGCAUAUUUCGACAUGUGAUUGGUGUUUUGUGAUUGUGAAAUUUGAUUGGUUAUUUAUAAGUUUGCAGGCAUUGAAAGAAAAAACAUCCUAAUAUUCAAGCUGUAUUUCAAAUUCUUUUGGCCUAGAAAUGCUUCAGCUCCGUGAUCUUGGUCAGAAUACAUACUGUACUAAUGUGUGCAGUACACACUAAACAGCCUGGCCUUUAUCAGACUAUAAUGUUGGCACCGCACUGCCAUCUUCUGGAUUUAAGAUGCUUAUCAGCAGCUCCACUACAGUGGCACUAAUUAAGAGCUGAAAUCUCAAAACAGCUUCUAAAGUCAAGAUUUAACUGUGUCAAAUUGUCAUUGAAAAAUAUAUAUAUUUUUUAGAAUGUAAAAAAAUCCCAAUGAUUUAAUUUCUUUUGAGAAAGAAACAUGUCUUUAGUUGCAUCCAUCGUUAAAAAACAUACAAUAAACAAUGCUUUUAUAUUUAAUAUUUUAUUAUUAUUGUUGAUACUCUGUUUCUGGUAAGUAACUCAAAAAUAACAAAGAAAAAAAUGUGCAGUAAGUUUGAGGUUUUUUCAAAUAAAUCCAGAGAUGGAAGACCAAAUUAAAGUGAUACUAAAGUAGGACUAAAGUUUACUAAACAUUCACUUUGAAGCUACUAGAAACCCAGAAAGCUUGUUGUAUAACAGAGUAGAGUCCAGUGACCAAACUCACAAUGCCAAAGAUAUGUAUCUUAAUUAAAUAUUGCUAAAAAUAAAAAAUACAUAAAACAAAGGAUAAAUAUGAAAGUAGCAACAGUGGUGUUGGUAGGGCAAGUUGAACAUUACCUAUGUUGAGAUGCGGUUUUGUUGUAUUUUAUGCCAAUUAUUUAAAUUCCAUGUUUUGUUGUUUUUUUAUUAAUAUUUACUGUAUAUUUAUAACUGAACACUACGACUAGAAUGUCAUGUGAUUGUAAAAUAUUUAGUAUUUUAAGUAUCUUAAAUUUCACCAAGAACAAAAAAGUUCUAAAAUUAUGUUUACGUGAAAUAAUAAUGUUUUAUUGUUUAUCUGAUGUGGGGGCUGAUAUUGUAUCUUAUUUCCACUGAGUUGUGGUGUCGGAAAGUUUAGCAUACAGUAUUUUUAAAAUCACCUCUUCACACUUAAUCCUUUGACUAACUGGUUAGUUAAGAUGUGGUUAGUGGUGUGAUGUGGUUAUUGUGUGGUCAGUGGUUAGUUAAGAUGAAUGGAUAACUACAUUCAAAAGGAAAAGGCAAGGGGAUUCUGAGGGAUUCAGAGCAGCAAUCUACUGUAAGACCUAUGAGAUGAAGAAUUGUAGACAACACAUCAGACAUCAGCUUUGAAAUGAGCCCAGAUUAGCUUCAUUGGAGUGGUACAUCUUGGUAGAGUAUGUAUUUUAAUUGCUGAAGAAUGACGGCAGCUUAAGUAUGUUGUACAAAUAAUUGUUAGAAUAAUUGAUAUUAUGAAAUUAAUAUGGCAGAGUAGGUAAUUUACAUUACGUUUCAUCCAAUAAGCCAUUUAAAUUAUAUGAAAUUCUGCUUCUUCCUAUGGAUCUCGGUUUAUAAUAAAGACUUGCAGGAAUGCAAAUGGAUCACUAAACCAUCUUAAACAUGCUCAAGUGUUGUGAAGGUUUGACACACCUGUAAUAGUUUAAAUAGCAUUUUACUGGGUUUUGUGAGAUCAAGAAGGCUUCUCCAGAGAACAAACCAAUAACUUAGUUUUUCCCCCUAAUUCCACUCAAUUGAAUCAGAAAAUGUGCAGAAUAUAGAACAAAGAAAUAAUAUUCUGAAAAAAGCACAUACAGCACAGAAUACAAUGUUUCAGCUGUGGAGCCU
Messenger RNA from Lepisosteus oculatus (spotted gar), 5504 nucleotides. Lineage: Eukaryota; Metazoa; Chordata; Actinopteri; Semionotiformes; Lepisosteidae. The record is from RefSeq and is a predicted model, not a curated record.